This is a messenger RNA of Orycteropus afer afer, 2195 nucleotides long. It is a transcript of the gene NCBP3, whose product is annotated as nuclear cap binding subunit 3. NCBI's taxonomy places the organism in Eukaryota, Metazoa, Chordata, Mammalia, Tubulidentata, Orycteropodidae. Gene Ontology annotation, molecular function: RNA 7-methylguanosine cap binding; mRNA binding. Gene Ontology annotation, cellular component: cytosol; nucleus. The record is from RefSeq and is a predicted model, not a curated record.
AUGGCGGCCGUACGGAGCCUGCGAGUGUCUGUGAAGGGGGAGGCCCCGGUGGGGCCAGUCCUGGGGCUCCCUUCGCCAGAGGCUGAAUCCGGUUUGGAGCGUGGCGAACCGGAGCCCAUGGAGGUGGAGGAAGGCGAACUGGAAAUCGUACCGGUGCGGCGCUCGCUGAAGGAACUGAUCCCGGACACCAGUAGAAGAUAUGAAAACAAGGCUGGCAGCUUCAUCACUGGAAUUGAUGUCACCUCCAAGGAAGCAAUUGAAAAGAAAGAACAGCGAGCCAAACGCUUCCACUUUCGGUCAGAAGUAAAUCUUGCCCAAAGAAAUGUAGCCUUGGACCGAGACAUGAUGAAGAAAGCAAUCCCCAAAGUGAGACUGGAGACAAUCUACAUUUGUGGCGUAGAUGAGAUGAGUACCCAGGAUAUCUUUUCCUAUUUUAAAGAAUAUCCUCCAGCUCACAUUGAAUGGUUGGAUGAUACCUCCUGUAAUGUGGUUUGGCUGGAUGAAAUGACAGCUACACGAGCCCUUAUCAAUAUGAGCUCUCUUCCAGCCCUGGAUAAGAUACGAAGCAGGGAUGCCAGUGAGGACAAAUCAUCUGAGAAAAAUAAAAAAGACAAGCAGGAAGACAGCUCAGAUGAUGAUGAGGCUGAAGAAGGAGAAGUUGAAGAUGAGAACUCAAGUGAUGUAGAGUUGGACACGUUGUCUCAGGUAGAAGAAGAAUCUCUGUUAAGAAACGAUCUUCGUCCAGCUAAUAAGCUUGCUAAAGGAAAUAGGUUAUUCAUGAGAUUUGCUACAAAAGAUGACAAAAAGGAACUUGGAGCAGCCAGACGAAGUCAAUAUUACAUGAAAUAUGGGAAUCCAAAUUAUGGAGGCAUGAAAGGAAUUCUUAGCAAUUCUUGGAAGCGAAGAUAUCAUUCCCGUCGCAUUCAGCGGGAUGUGAUCAAGAAGAGAGCCCUGAUUGGGGAUGACGUUGGCUUGACAUCUUAUAAACACCGACAUUCCGGACUAGUAAAUGUUCCUGAGGAACCCAUUGAAGAAGAGGAAGAGGAGGAGGUAGAGGAAGACCAGGACAUGGAUGCAGACGACAGGGUGGUAGUAGAGUACCACGAGGAGCUGCCAGCUAUUAAGCCGGCCCGGGAGCAGAGUGCAUCUAGGCGGUCCAGUGCCAGCAGCUCAGACUCUGAUGAGAUGGACUAUGAUCUAGAACUGAAAAUGAUUUCCACUCCUUCACCAAAGAAAAGCAUGAAAAUGACCAUGUAUGCUGAUGAAGUGGAAUCUCAGUUGAAAAAUAUUAGGAACUCCAUGAGGGCAGAUAGUAUAUCCACAAGCAACAUAAAAAACAGAAUUGGUAACAAAUUACCAUCUGAGAAAUUUGCAGAUGUGCGACAUCUGUUAGAUGAAAAACGUCAACACACACGUCCAAGGCCACCGGUCAGCAAUACAAAGUCAGAUAUACGCCAGCGGUUAGGAAAAAGACCGUAUUCUCCAGAAAAGGCUUUGAGUAGUAACCCAGUCCUGCGGAGAGAGCCUUUUUCUGAUGUACAUAGUAGGUUAGGUGUUCCCAGACAAGAUGUUAAAGGCCUCUACUCUGAUACCCGGGAGAAGAAAUCAGGGAGUUUAUGGACUCGCUUAGGAUCCACACCCAAGACCAAAGACAAGAAUAUGAAGAAAGUGGAGCACAGGACGCCCGGCACUGAGGAAGACGACUCCGAGCUGCAGAGGGCGUGGGGGGCUCUGAUUAAGGAGAAAGAACAGUCUCGCCAAAAGAAGAGCCGGUUAGAUAACUUACCAUCUCUCCAGAUUGAAGUUAGUCGGGAAAGCAGCUCUGGUUCAGAGGCAGAAUCCUGAUGCCCUUGUGCCCAAAGGCAGCUGCCCUAAAGCCUGACAUUCUUGCACAGGGUCGGGCGCACAGUAGGAACCUCCCCUGCAGGAGUUGGUGCCCCUCCUACUUGUACUCAUACAGUCACCCUUAGUUCUUGCUGUUUGAGCAAGACAUCUUAAGAAUGUGAUGUGUUUUGAAGGGCAUCUAUCUUAUCUAUCUUUUGCUGCAGAGUAAUAGUUCUGGGCCCUCAAUUCUUUUCCCACAUCCCACAAGCUUUACCCUUUGAGAAAAAGGCAGCCCUCCAGGUUUUGUAGAUGUUUUUCUUAAUAUUUUUAACAUUGUGCUUUUAAAAAAAAUGUUUUACACAGUUCAUCCA